AACAACGUUCGUGGGAUUCUGACGUCACGGCAUGAAAGCAUGAGGGCUCUUAUCAAAAUUAAGGAAAGGCGACUGUGUCGAUAAACAAUUAUAUUGCGAAAGAACAUGUGCAUACGCUCCACCUUCACUCCGGCAAUAACAAUGAACGUUUCGGAUGUUCUGAAUUGAUCACGUUAUAAACGGAAGAUAACAGUUCUAUUGUAAGAAAAUUAUGGAGGAAAAUAUGUAAUAUUACGAGCAUAUUUAACAAACAUUCUGGAGUACAACACACAUACAUUCAGAAGAGUUGACAUGCACGGGGUAUCGAAGUUUUGGUUAGCCGCCCUGCGACCGAAAAGUAAAGCAACGCAUACACUAUUUAUACUGGUUUUUAUUAUUGGAGUUUUAGAGGCCGAUUUUAUAACAUACCCAUCCAGCACGUGGUAUGACGGGUACAUAAAAUGUCGACAAAAUGGUUUGGCCAUGGCUACGGGCUGGGAUAUAACGUCUGACCUUAACAUAGCAUAUCCCAUUUGGAUCAACGCCUUCUCUGUGCGAGCCAACUACCUAGAAAAAUUCUUCAUAUUCGCUAAAAUGCCGAACACUGAAGGGGCCCAUGUUCGUUGUGUGAACAGCACAGCUUUCGUUGGUAAUUCCAAAAACAUGCAGUUUGAGGAAGGACGCAAAUAUUGUCAGAAUCAAAGCAGUGGAUCACAAAUAGAUUUGCCAAUUGUGACUCUUACCAACUUUUACAUGUUUAGAGAGCUUUCUUCUAAAAUGUAUUGGAUACAAGAUGUAGACGUCGGGACAUUUAUAAACUCGGAAUACCUUUCAGUGGAUUGUUUUGUGCUCAAAACCAGAAACGAAUUUGUACCAGAUACCUGUACCAAAAACUAUUCAUAUGCAUGCGUGAAUGUAACUGUUCACGACACUUUACAAUACAUCGAACGCGAGUCGAGAGUGCCAAAGUUUGAUCUGACGUCAUCUAGCACACCCCUGACAUCAUCAGCAGUAACUGUUCACGACACUUUACAAUACAUCGAACGCGAGUCGAGAGUGCCAAAGUUCGAUCUGACGUCAUCUAGCACACCCCUGACAUCAUCAGCAGGCAUUGUUCAUGACACCAUAACAUACACGGGAAACGAGACGGAGGGGCAAAACAACGACCCGACGUCACCGAGCACAUCCGUGACACCAACAGCGGGUAUUUCAGAGUUUGUGACGUCACUAUUUACGUCGGAUACUAACGAUGGCGUUGACUUUACCUAUAGCGCAACAAACAAAUCGUCUGAUUUGAACAGCGACCGUAAAACCAAAGAAGAUGCUAUGAAAUCGUCAACACUUUUAUGGGUUGCAACAACAAUUGGCUCCUGUCUGGCUGCACUUAUCUUCAUCGUCGCCUGUAUAUGUAUCAAGAGGAAACGCGGCAACAACAUUAGAAAAACCUUUCAAAAGAACGAACUUAUACAGCCCUUGAAUAUUCCGCAGGAAGGUUACUACGUCAACAUCGUUGAGAAUGAUGUCAUUUCCGACGAUAUAACAGGGCGUGAGGCAACACCGUACACCUCACUCCAGAUACCAGAAAAGCAUAUGUACACUGCCUUGUUGGAACCUAGCUUCAUGUCAAUAGAAACAUCUUAUGUAAUUGGUCGAAUAGCUAAGAGUGACGUGGUGGAACCCAGCUUCAUUUCAAUAGAAACGUCUUAUGUCAUUGGUCGAAUAGCCGAGAGUGACACUCCAGUUGAUACACAAUCUGAAGUGACCGAAAGACAAGAGAACAAUCACGACAAUCCGGAAAGUGACGAUCCAGGGGACACACAAUACGAUGAUGUUGAAGUGUCGGAAAAUGACUAUACAUGGAAGACAAAUACCGAAUUCGAGGCCACAAUGUCGGAAAAUGACGAUCCAGGGGACCCACAAUACGAAGAUGUCGACGUGUCGGAAUAUGAUGGUACAGGGAAAACAAAUACCGAAUUCGAGGCCACAAUGUCGUCUUUUUUUGUUAAAUAAGGUACACAUUUAAUCAACGAUUCCAAACAGGCAUAGAUGUGGUUGGAACGAACUACGCUUCGACAGAUAAAACUUACCAGGAUGUAAUCCAGCGCAGCUCAUUCCCCAUGACGGUGACUCAUCCUUUCAACAUUCGACCCCCUCAACCCCACAAACAAAUUGCAUCUGAAAUCGAUCACAUAACGGAAAUACGACACAAACACGUAUUGGCAAAAUGAUAACGCAGGUUAAUAAAGUCAUGAGAGUUAGGUUACACACCACGUACUCCUACGUGAAAUGUAAACUUUGAAAAGCAAAUGGGCAUGAAUAUUGUUUACUUAAAACCUAAUUUCGCAAAAAAACGUCAAAAGUUAUUAAAAAGGCUUAAACGCAUUGUGCGUAAUUACUAUGUAAAUAUGUGAAUACUGUAACUUAGAAACACAAAUACCAUGUAAUAAUGUACGUUAAUCAUGAUAUUACAAACGUGUAGAGCUAUUCAACUCUUACAAAUUGUAUUUUUCUAAUUGCUGUUGGUAUGUUUUCUUCUUAUUGUUUUUCCUCAUAAAAUUCUCCUUUAUAGCUAAUUGUACAUAUAGAAACCUUAAGUAUGUGUUAUUUUUGUAAAUAUUCAAAAUAUAUCUAUGUUGUUAUUUUCUCACUAAUAUUUUUUGUAUCGAUUGCCAUUGUCAUAUUUCUUCUUCAACAUAUAUAAAUUCUGCAAAAAGGCAUUAUACGUAAAUGCCCUACCAUGUAUUCACUUGGGCAUGUAAACUCUACUUUUUGUACCUAAAAUAUUUACUUCAUUAAUAUAUUAUUGAUAUAUAACAUGUAUUAAUUAUUAUUAGCCGGUCAUAUAAUGUAUUCGAUUUUGUAUUUAUUCAAAAUAUAUCUAUGGUUUUAUUUUAUCACGCAUAUUUUGUAUCGAUUUUAAUUGCCAUUUUUCUCCUGAAACAUGAUAAUAAAGUAAAAAUUCUGAAACAGGCAUUAUACGUUAAUGUUAUAUUAUUUAUUCACUAGACAUGUUACCUAAAAUAUUUACAUCAUACAUGUUUAAUGUGAUAUAUAACAUGUAUACUUCAUUAUUAGCCGUUAAUAGAAUGUAUGUCUUAUGUGUGUAUUGAAAGCAUGGGUAUAUAUUGCCUUUUUAGUCACAUAAGAUAUAUCUAUCUUUAUUUCAUGUUGUCCAUAACAAAAAACGUUCUGACUUAGUUCAUUCUAUGAUUAAGAUCAUUUGAAGAUUAGACCAUAUAAUGAAGCGCCUAAAAGAGGGGAAUCGGCAUUUUUUCUCCAUGCAUAUAAACGGAAGGUUAACUAAAAAUCCUUUUUGAAGUUGUGGUACUGCAAACAAAGUUUUUGAAGAACAGUUACACAUAUUGAGAGCAAAUUGCUUCUUAACUCCCUUUAAUGCAAGCCCACAGUAACGAUUGAAAGUUUUUUUCCAACACAAAGAGCAAACGAUAAUAAUUAACAACAAACAAUGACUUUAUAUUAAGUAAUCUACCACAUAGGCAUUUUUAUUAAUUUAAUGAACGUAUUUAUGACUUUUUAAUUUGAGGGAUAACAUCAUACAUAUUUUUAUUUUUAGAUAAGUUUGUUUUUAAGUGUUCGUUGUUGUUGUUCAUUUCAAACUACUUUUUAGCGCUUUAUUGUUAUAAUUCAAGGGAAAAUAUGAUCUGUCAUAGAACAAAUUGAGUUGUAAACAUUAAGGGACGUAGCGAACAGGACACGUGUUAUGCUUAUCAUUUUGUCAUUUUUCAUUCUGGUAGAAACGUCCCUUUGCUGAUGAAAGGUUAUAUCUUAGUUAUAUAUUAACUAAGUAGUGCAUAGCAAGAUAUGAAAAUAACAGACUGUAUUAAAUGUGUUUAUAGGCGUUCGAACAACAUGUCUUUACUUGUCUUUUAAACCGGUGAUAUAUGUUUUUAGUUGGUGUUUAGAUCUUUGAAAGCUGUAGAUAUAUAUUUAGGCUUCCUUCACUUUAUUUGUUAAUAAGUUUGUGCUUAAUACAAUGGUGCAAUUUUUUGUUCAAUGGUCAUUUAUCAAUGAAAAUUCUGUUAAUUAUUCUGACAAAUACGUGAGAACCAUUUUAUUGUUUAUGUCCCUAUACCGACAAGGUAUUAAUUGAGAUUGGCAGUAUAGACUAUUACGCAAUAUGUGUAAUCUCGCGCGAUCAAAUCAAUUACUUUGGUUGGUUUGAUUUCAUACUACCGACUUAUUUAUUUUGUGUGAUUCUGUAAGAACAAAAACUAUAUUUGGCUUGAUUCCUAAAGAACAACAACUCUUAUUUGGUUUGAUUCCUAAAGAACAACGACUCUAUUUGGUUUGAUACCUAAAGAACAACAACUUUAUUUGGUUUUAUUUCUUAUGUUUUGGUCGUCAGUAUACUGAUGCGUAAUCACAUGUCUCUAUCUACACUAAGAUAUAUUCAACAAAAAAAUAAUAUUAUUUGUAAAAAAGAGUCAUUCCUUCAAUUCUUUUUUAAUGACUUGUUUUAACACUACAAACAGUGUUUUUAUACGUGUACGUACAAUAAAAUACUUGCUUUGUAAUGUAGUCUGUACUUGAACCUCCGAAUACGUAUAGAGAACAGAACACAUAGAACUGUCUCUGUAGGUAUUUGCGUUCAGACAUGGAAGACUGAAAUCGAAUUCAUCCAUUCUAAUAAACGUUCUUUCUGCUA
Molecule: messenger RNA, 4645 nt
Organism: Dreissena polymorpha
Lineage: Eukaryota; Metazoa; Mollusca; Bivalvia; Myida; Dreissenidae
Exons: 14
Coding region: 292-1989 (565 amino acids)
Source: RefSeq, a predicted model, not a curated record